GUGUUUUAGUUUGACCGCGCGGAUCUCAGCUGCCCAACGGAACCGAACAAACAUGUCCAAAUUGGAGCAGAUCCUUGUCCUAGAUCCUCCGAACGACCUGAAAUUCAAAGGUCCGUUCACAGAUGUCGUCACUGCUAACCUUAAGUUAAAGAACCCGUCAGACAGGAAAGUAUGUUUCAAAGUGAAGACCACAGCUCCACGCAGAUACUGCGUACGACCAAACAGUGGCAUCAUCGACCCCGGGGCCACAGUCAUUAUCUCAGUUAUGCUGCAGCCGUUUGAGUAUGAUCCCAAUGAGAAAAGUAAACACAAGUUCAUGGUACAGACAAUCUUUGCACCCGCAACCAUCGCAGACGCAGAAACCAUGUGGAAAGACGCGAGACCUGAUGAUCUCAUGGAUUCUAAACUGAGAUGUGUGUUCGAGCUGCCCAAUGAAAACGAUAAACUGAACGAUGUCGAUGCUGCUGCUAAAGCCGCGCCAGCGCUCGGCUCUUCUAAAGCGGACGGUCUGACGGCACCAAAACCCAUGAGCGCCGCUCUGGACGACUCUGAGAUGAAGAAGAUUCUGGAAGAAUGCAAACGACUGCAGAUGGAGGUUGGCAAACUGAACGAGGAAAACCGCCAGCUCAAGGAUGACGGUUUGAGACAGCGAAAGUCUCAACGCAGCGACCACAUGACGACUAACUCCAACUCCCUGAUUGGACGCGAAUCCACCACCAGCUCACUUCCCUCGCUCCUGGUCGUCAUAGCAGCCAUCUUCAUCGGAUUCUUCCUCGGAAAGUUCAUCCUGUAGGUGGCGACGGCGGGCACGGUUCCUGAGCGAGCGAACGAACGAUCACAUGGCCUGACGAAAGAGUCUUUCUGUUGACGUGACCUUAUCAUUGGUAGUUUGACCAGCAGCUUCAUGGGCCCCUUUUUGCUGAACCAUCAUCCCACGGGCCCCGUCCCACAGGGGCCGACACUCUCCGUGCGAGAGACGUCUCGAUCUCUCUCUUUCUCGCUUCAUUUUCCGUUGUCUCUUGAGGGAUGGAUGCGAGAGUCGAUGAACUGGUUUAUUUUGAGAUUCUGAAGACAACAGCCCCCAAACUCCAUUCCGUUUCAUUAAAAACUCAAUCGAAGCGUCUGUCAAUUUAAUCCUUCCAUCCAAACGAGGAAACAAAGAAACAUUGCGACAAAGACCUUUCAACCCUUUGCGUUCUGGACGGCCGUGAAAACCGCCGGAGAUUUCGCCCCUUAACGGUUAGUUUGUGGUGAUGUCAACAGUUGGACUAGCGACACAGGUGCCUCCUUCCUAAUGUACAUUUGUUCUUUCUUUCUGUUCCUAACAAUACCAAUGCAGACUGUUUUAUUACUGUUAUCAUUCAUAAAUAAUAUUAUUAAUGUACUUACUCUCAGAACAGAGCAUUUAUCCCUAUAAAUGUUCACUGAUGUCUUCACUUUACUGUCUCAUACUUGACGGCAUUGAAGAAAUAAACUUAAAAGGAAAAA
Molecule: messenger RNA, 1488 nt
Organism: Xyrauchen texanus (razorback sucker)
Lineage: Eukaryota; Metazoa; Chordata; Actinopteri; Cypriniformes; Catostomidae
Product: vesicle-associated membrane protein-associated protein A-like
Exons: 6
Coding region: 53-793 (246 amino acids)
Biological process (GO): neuron projection development
Cellular component (GO): endoplasmic reticulum membrane; plasma membrane
Molecular function (GO): FFAT motif binding
Source: RefSeq, a predicted model, not a curated record